This is a messenger RNA of Hemiscyllium ocellatum (epaulette shark), 3336 nucleotides long. RefSeq names its product chromosome 7 C3orf70 homolog (gene c7h3orf70). The record is from RefSeq and is a predicted model, not a curated record. Bases 1319 to 2113 code for a protein of 264 amino acids. NCBI's taxonomy places the organism in Eukaryota, Metazoa, Chordata, Chondrichthyes, Orectolobiformes, Hemiscylliidae. The transcript is spliced from 2 exons.
GUCACCAUCACUGACAUUGUCGGGAGAAGUUUAGCUCUGGUUCUCAAGUUCGGAGGGGAUUGGGGACGGGUCAGGUGAUAUUUAGACGCAAGCCAGACCAUGGGAGGAAAGUGGUCAUGCUGCCAGGGCUGUGAGGCGGAUCUGGCGGCUCCAGAUGUUGUCAAGAUCGAGAAUGGAAUCUUUGACAGUCAUUUUAUGUAAGGCGCCCAACGCCUUGUCUCUCCUUUCAAACAAAAAAAAUUAUUUUAAGUGACUGCCUUUCCACAGCUUGCUGCUGCUUCGUGCCACUUACAUCAUAGCGAGACAGUCAAGGAGGCUUAAAACAAGUGACUUAAAAAUAUCUUUUAAAAAAACUGCAGCAGAAGAGCGCGGGAUCUGGGCAGGAUUCUCCUGCGAAGCGGAAAACUGAAUGCAAAUCCUCCCCAGUUUGGAAAAAAGCAAAGUGCUGAUCCGCCAGCACCGCAAGAAAAAGGGACAUCGCGGUUUAUUUUUCUCUGAAGGGGACCAUAAUUUAAGUUUGCAUUCUCUAUAGCGUUCGGCAAGGAGAUCGGUGCGGUUUUUUUUUUAAUUUUAAAAAAAAUGCUGCAACAAAUUAUGGUGAUGCGGUGAAAAAGUCUUUGCAGUUCAGUUGCUGGGGACGGGAAGGAUCGAACCGGAGACUUGGGUGCUUCACAUCGCGUUGGCUCAGGGAGUUGCAGCUCGGGACUUCUGCUCUGGGACCGCACUUGGGGUGGAAAAAAAGGGGACUAGAGCCGACCUCAGCGUCAUUCAUUGGAAAAAGAGAGAGAGAGGAGGGUUCUCAACUCUGUUCUGACGUGGCGUUUUUUUCUCUCUCUCUCUCCAUUUCCUUCUCUUCCCCAGUCUGUGAUCCUCAAGACCACCCCCUCCCUCUACUGUGGAGAGAUUCGAUCCUGUGCUCCACAACUGGAGUAACAUCUGGAGACGUCUUUCCCCUCCCUCCCCCAACUCUGCCGAAAAGGAAACGAUGGGGCGCUUCCCCCGUGGUUACUUGGUGAGGGAGCAGCAGAUGCGGAGAGCUCCAGGAGGACCCGCUUCUAGUUAAAUCCCUGGGUCAGGAUCACUGGGGCCUUGAGAGACCUUCACUCCUUCCUCUGAAUCUCCUGCAAAACGGUGAUCUGCCACACUCUCCUCCCUCCCACUCCACCCCAGCUCCCCCCUUUAUCCAUCCCUGUCCAAUCCCACCCCCUCAGAACUCUCCAAAGACGACUGAAAUAUCCAACUUUUCUGCCUGAUUGAAGUUUGCUCCUGGGUUGAGUUUUGCCAGCGUGGAUUUCUCUUAAGCCCACCCCACCCACCAAUGCUCUCAGACGGGGGGACGAUGGCUUCUGAUGUGAAGAGGACUCUGAAGAGCGACAAGGUGGACGAAGCUCAGGCGAUGGCUCGGAACUGCGCGGGAAGGCCAGAUUUCCAGCCCUGUGACAGCCUCUCCAUCUGUGCCACCCACAGCCAUGGCAAAUGCUUCAAACGGCACUGGUGCUGUCAUUUAGGAUGGUGCCACUGUAGAUACAUUUACCAGCCCAUGACUCAUGUCGAACUUCUACCAAACACUUCAAUCCCAGUCAGCACGAGCAGCCAUGUAGAUACAGUCCAGUUGUCCAUAGCCCUGGUGAAACGCUUCCUAAAGACUGCUUCUUUCCUCAGGCCGCCAUUUGCACCAGAUACACCAAGGUACUGCACUAUUUCCAAACUCUUUGUUGACAGCUAUCGGGUCAAGAGGAUCAAUGGCAAGAUGUGCUAUGUCCAAUGCCAGCCUCAUCCGGCUCCGACUCCACAUGAUCCAAAGGUUGGAGAUAACUUUAACCAGGAUCCCUCUGUCAGCCCAAAGGCUCCAACCCUGGCAGACAAGGUACCAGCACCACAAAUGAAUCACUGUUCUUCGCCAUCUGCCUCAGAGGAUUCUGGUAUAAAUGCAUUAGGAUUGCACUGCCCAGAAUCAGGUGAUGAAGACACAGAGGAAGAUGAGGAUGAAGAUGAAUUGAGUUCAGAUGAUGACUCUAGCCCAGAGAGCCAGUGGGAUCAGGAUGAUUGCCGUUUACUUUCUCCUUCCCGAUCCACUGUGGAAAUUAUUGAGAAAAUUGAAACAACUGUCUGAGCUUAAGCAGGAUUUCCAUAGCUUCUUCAACAAUGCCUGGUGAAACAAACUCAACUAGAACUUGCAAAUUCUGAUAUAAAUUAAUCCUCACUAGUUCAUGAAUUGAAGUAGCCAUAAACACAAGAAUUGUUUAAGCUUCUGUUUUCAGAUAUAAGAUGGACAAAUAAAACGUAGCACAUGCAGACAGUAGACCAACGACUACGGUGCCUACCCAAAUGAAGUUUUCAAUUGUGGUCCAAAGUAACCAGAACCUUUCAAGUUACCAAGCACAAUAACCAAGCUCACGACUUUUUAGCUAAUAAUUUGACAAUUGGGUCAUCAUUUGAAAUCGUCAGAGGGAAGUACUUUUGACCACACAGGAGCACCUCCACAAGAGUAAACUGUCUAUUUUUUAUCAUGAGAAGGGUUGGUGGGAUUUCGAAGGGGAGCUGAGUUGUGUUGUGUGAGAUAAGAGAAUAGCAAAUGGUAGGUAAUGUUUAGCAUGUCAGGAUCCUCGCUAAUCACCAGAAUCAUUACACAACAAAGCACAUUAAAGAAGAAUUCAGCACUUUUUUUUCUUGAGUCAAAGACCCAGGAGGAGGUUUGAGGCCUGGGGCCUAGAGGUUUUGUUAUGUAUCAAGUAAGGUGACAUGUUCGCCUCAAUAAUAUAUUGCUAAACGAGUUACAUUAACCCUUGCAUGGAAAUGUGUUUUCAAUUCUGAGUUGCCAUGUGAAAUCUGUACUCUGGUUAUCACAAUGAUAAAAUAAUUAUCUUUACAAAGGGUCACACAUUAAUAGAAUAGAUAUUUCCAUGUGAUAUUAUUUGAUUUGAUCUUUGCUGUUUUAUACUUAAGAAGAACAGUUAAUCAAGUUAGUGGAUCAGAAUUUCGUCAAUCAUGCUAAGUCCUCCUAAAACAAGAAGCAUCAAAGUGUGUGACCUACAAUUUCAGAUAGAGAUUGUGUACAAUUAGGGAGAAUUUUAUGGGGAAUGUAAGGUUAACAUUGCUCCAUUAGUUCCUUUAUUUGAAUGUACGUUAAAAUUAUAGACAGAUGGAUUUUAUAGAGAAUUAAAUGCGCUAAGAGUGUUUAAAUAGAUUGUGGCACAUCCUUCUGUUUCUCUCUCAUGGUGGGCGGCACGGUGGCACAGUGGUUAGCACUGCUGCCUCACAGCACCUGUAGACCCGGGUUCAAUUCCCGACUCAGGCGACUGACUGUGUGGAGUUUGCACGUUCUCCCCGUGUCUG